Molecule: messenger RNA, 3349 nt
Organism: Manihot esculenta (cassava)
Lineage: Eukaryota; Viridiplantae; Streptophyta; Magnoliopsida; Malpighiales; Euphorbiaceae
Exons: 6
Coding region: 222-3188 (988 amino acids)
Source: RefSeq, a predicted model, not a curated record
UAAUCGUAACACGUAAAUAAAUCAUAAUUAAACAAAUUCCUUUUCAAGUCCGACACUCUGUCGGUGAAGAAAAACAAAGCACAGCUCUCACUAACUCUCUCUCCCCCAAACGCGCACUGAACGACUACACAGACCUGCAGAUCUCCAAACGACGUCAGUCCACGGCGAAUCUUCGGCCACAUUCCCACCGGAAUGUCAGAUUCCGGCCACCAGGUGUCGAGAUGAAUGUGAUCCAGGGCAGUCAGGCUCAAAAUAUAGAGAAACCAAUUCCGGGAUGCUUGGGUAGAAUGGUAAACCUUUUUGAUUUAAGCAAUGGUGCAACUGGAAACAGGCUGCUUACAGAUAAACCACAUGGUCAUGGUUCUUUACUCCCAAGGAGUCGGUCAGAUGUGGCAAGGAUGCCAAGUGCACCCUUUGCAGAUCAGAUUGAAGAUAAAAUGAUCGUGUCCGAGUUGAGGAGAAGCUCCUCAAACAAGAAAGCGAGUGGAACACCAAUGAAGACACUCAUAGCCCAAGAAAUGUCCAAAGAAGUGGAUUCCAGACAUAAUCCACCAAAUGUUGUUGCCAAGUUGAUGGGACUAGAUACUCUCCCACGGCAACAGUCUAAUUCAGCUGCAGAAAGAAGCCAUUCAAAAGGUUAUUCAAGACGUUCUUUAAGUCACUCAGAGAUACUAGUGGGUUGCUGGGAGCAAGAUCAUGGUUAUUUGGACAAGCGAACGCAGCAUGAACAACAAAAUGAAUACAAAGAUGUAUAUGAGAUCUGGCAGCAAUCUCAAAAGACAAAUGUAAGAGAUAGUUCACCACACAAAGGAAGGCAUAAUGAAAGUACAAAUGAGAAAAAGAUGGUCAUUGUUCGCCAGAAGUUCAUGGAAGCAAAGCGUUUGGCCACAGAUGAGAAAGGCCGCCAGUCCAAAGAAUUCCAAGAUGCAUUAGAAAUUUUAAGUUCCAAUAGAGAUCUAUUCCUCAAGUUUCUGCAAGAACCUAAUUCCAUGUUCUCUCCACGUCUGUAUGAUAUGCACUCUAUCCAUCCGCCUCCUGAGACAAAGCGCAUCACUGUCCUAAGACCUUCUAAGGCUGUUGAUAAUGAAAAGUUUGCAGGAUCAGGAGCGAAGUAUGAUAAGCAGGCAAAUAAACCAGUUCAUGCUGGCCAAGUUACUUUGUGUGACAAAAAUAACACUGGAUGUUCUCCUACUUUUGCUAAUGAGAGGUUUGAAGAGUAUCCUGCUCAGCCAACACGAAUUGUAGUAUUGAAGCCUAGCCCUGGGAAGACUCAUGACAUUAAGGCUGGGGUUUCACCACCUAUUUCAUCACCAAGCAUAUUACAGGGUGAAGAGUUUUAUGAUGAACCCGAACAUGAUGAAGGACAAGAAUCAAGAGAGGUUGCCAAGGAGAUCACACUGCAGAUGCGUGAAAAUCUUUUGGGUCAUCGGAGGGAUGAAACUCUCCUUUCUUCUGUUUUUUCUAACGGCUAUAUUGGUGAUGAUAGUUCCUUUAACAAAUCAGAAAAUGAGUAUGCUGUGGGAAAUCUCAGUGAUUCAGAACUCAUGUCACCAACUUCCAGGCACUCAUGGGAUUAUAUCAACAGGUUUGGUAGCCCCUAUUCUUGUUCCUCUUUCAGCCGUGCAUCAUGUUCUCCAGAGUCUUCUGUUUGCAGAGAAGCAAAAAAGCGUCUUUCUGAAAGAUGGGCCAUGAUGACCUCAAAUGGGAGUUUUCAGGAACAAAAAAAUAAUCGAAGAAGCUCUAGCACAUUGGGUGAGAUGCUUGCCCUUUCAGAUACAAAGAAAUCAGUGAGGUCUGAGGAAGAGGCUUCUAACAUGGAACAAGAUCUGAGGGGAUCUACUUCAUGCCUAACUGGUAAUUUAAACAAGGAAGAAGGCAUGGUUGAUUCGCCUAAAAGCCUCCUGAGGUCCAGGUCUGUGCCUGUGUCGUCCACGGUAUAUGGUGCUGGGCUCAAUGUUGAGGUUUCAGAUUCACAGGCAGGCAGAAAAGAAGUUUCCAAAGAGCUAAGGAAGGCAAAAAGCACGUCAUCAUCUUUAAAGGGAAAAGUUUCUAGUUUAUUUUUCUCAAGAAGUAAGAAAUCCAAUAAAGAAAAAUCUGGUGGAUCUCAAUCUAAAGAUGAGAAUCAUUCUCCUACUCCUGAAACACCAGGUUCACCAAUACCUCUUCCUGGAAAGGUCGGUGAUGAUUCAUCUCAGUGUACCAAUAGCAAUGGCCUUGAAGAUUGUUUAUCUUCUGGUUCACGAGGACCAUCAAAUAAAACUACUUGUCCAGAUUUGAUUGACAUGGCAACAAAGCAAGGGUUGGUUUCCCGGGAGGCACCCUUGUCAGUGGCAAAGACUGCAGGGCCUGGGAAUUUGAGUGAGAACCAAGAUCAGCCAAGUCCAAUCUCAGUUUUAGAACCCCCAUUUGAAGAGGAUGACAACACAGUUCCGGAGCUUUCUAGCAAUUUCAGGCUAAAUCGCCAUGGAGCAGAGGUGCCUCUUAAGUCAAAUUUGAUCGACAAGUCACCACCUAUAGAAUCAAUUGCGAGGACUUUGUCAUGGGAUGAUUCUUGUGUAGAGACGGCCACACCAUAUUCAUUAAAACCCUCAUCAAUCUCUUCCUGUGCCGAGGAAGAAGAACAGGAGGACUGGCCUGCCUUCAUCCAAUUGCUGUUAUCAGCAGCUGGCCUUGAUGGCAACAUGCAACUAGAUUCAUUUUUUGUCAGAUGGCAUUCACUUGAAAGCCCAUUAGACAAAGCAUUGAGAAACAAGUAUGCUAGCCUAAAUGACAAAGAACUUCUGCAUGAGGCGAAGAGAAGGCAAAGGAGAUCAAGUAGGAAACUUGUGUUUGACUGUGUCAAUGCAGCACUCAUGGAAAUUGCUGGUUGUGGAUCGGACAGGAACCCAAUGGGCAUGCCAUGUACUGGGGCUAACACCAGGCUUGCACAAGGGGCAUCGCCCAUGCUAGUGGAGCACUUGUGGGCCCAAAUGAAGGAAUGGUUUUGUGGUGAAGUGAGGUGUACUUUGGAGGACAGUGGGGACAGCUCCAGGCUGGCGGUGGAGCGGGUGGUGAGAAAGGAGGUGGUGGGAAAAGGGUGGUCUGAUAAUAUGAGAGCGGAAUUAGAUAAUUUGGGGAAGGAAAUAGAAGAUAAAUUGCUGACAGAGCUUGUGGAGGAUGCUGUAGCAGAUUUGACAAGUUGGGUUUGAUGAGGCUAUCUUUACUUUCUUCUUUUUUUCCCCUUUUCCCCCUCUAUUUAUUGCAACUCUGUUUGUCUAUUUGUGCAUUUGAUUCUCAACAAGGAUGGUCCCUCCCUACCCAACUCAUUUGUUUAAUGCUGCAAGUAAUUAAAUUAAUGUCCAUUUGUCAA